GCGGGUGCCCAUGAGGCGCCGGGCAGAGCCGAGCCGAGCCGGCCGGGCUCCAGCCAUGCAUCCCGGCGCGCCCGCGGGCACAUGGGGCAGCGCCUGAACCGCUGCCUCGAUGUCCCCGUCGCGCUGCCGCCGCUGAGGCGGAGGCUGCUGCUGCUCUUCAUCAUGCUCUUCCUCUGGCUCUACAUGUUCUACUCGUGCGCCGGCUCCUGCGCCGGGCUGGUUGCCCGCGGCUCUCCCGCGCCGCCCCGCGCCGCCCCGCCGGGGGAGCCGGGCGAGGAGAGCAGCCUGGAGGAGCAGCGGGUAGCGCCCGACGCCGCCAGCCCCAUCUCCAGCUUCUUCAACGGCUCCGGCACCAAGCGGCUGCCGCAGGCCAUCAUCAUCGGCGUCAAGAAAGGGGGGACGCGGGCGCUGCUGGAGUUCCUGCGGGUGCACCCCGACGUGCGCGCCGUGGGCGCAGAGCCCCACUUCUUCGACCGCAACUACGAGCGGGGACUCGCCUGGUACAGGGACCUGAUGCCCAGGACGCUGGAGGGGCAGAUCACCAUGGAGAAGACCCCCAGCUACUUCGUCACCAAGGAGGCCCCAGCCCGCAUCUCCUCCAUGUCCAAGGGCACGAAGCUCAUCGUGGUGGUGCGGGACCCCGUGACCAGAGCCAUCUCGGACUACACCCAGACGCUCUCCAAGAAGCCCGACAUCCCCACCUUUGAGAGCCUGACCUUCAAAAACAGGACUACGGGCCUGAUCGACACCUCGUGGAGCGCCAUCCAGAUUGGCAUCUACGCCAAGCACCUGGAGAACUGGCUCCUCUACUUCCCCAUCGGGCAGAUCCUCUUCGUCAGCGGGGAGAGGCUGAUCAGCGACCCCGCGGGGGAGCUGGGCAGGGUCCAGGACUUUCUGGGCCUCAAGAGGAUCAUCACCGACAAACACUUCUACUUCAACAAAACCAAGGGGUUCCCGUGCCUGAAGAAGGCGGAAGGCAGCAGCAAACCCCACUGCCUGGGGAAGACCAAAGGCAGGACCCACCCCGACAUCGACCAGGAGGUGGUGCAGAGGCUGCGGGACUUCUACCGGCCCUUCAACAUGAAGUUCUACCAGAUGACGGGGCAGGACUUUGGCUGGGACUGAGCCUGGCGUGGGAAAGACCCCCUUGUAAUUCCUUGCCCGGCACGGUUUGCUUAUAUAAAGAGAUAUAUAUGUAUGUAAAAUGUACAGAAAUCUAUUUUAUAAUAAUUUAUUUUUAAUUCCUAAGCAAUUAAUUCACUAAGCUGCCUAACCGCACUGGCUAGAACGGUAGCCCGUAACCUGUUUAACAUUCCACGGUGUUUAAUUCUAAUCUUUCUAUAUUUUCCUUUUUUUUUUUUUGGUUUUUUUUUUUUUUUUUUUCUCCCCUCUUCUGUUUUCUCCUCUUUUUGGUUUGGUUUGUAACAGACAGUGCUUCCACUUUUCCUAAACAAAAUUUGUAUUUAAAAAAAGAAAAAAAAAAUCAAAAAAAAGGGAGGGGAGGGAGGGAAAGCACAGGUUUAUUUUUGUUACGGGUAUCUGGCCUUUAUAAAACACUUGCUUUCCCUA
Chiroxiphia lanceolata (lance-tailed manakin) is the source of this 1569-nucleotide messenger RNA. Its product is annotated as heparan sulfate glucosamine 3-O-sulfotransferase 3B1-like. The transcript has 2 exons. Gene Ontology annotation, molecular function: [heparan sulfate]-glucosamine 3-sulfotransferase activity. Lineage: Eukaryota; Metazoa; Chordata; Aves; Passeriformes; Pipridae. The record is from RefSeq and is a predicted model, not a curated record. Bases 82 to 1125 code for a protein of 347 amino acids.